Oncorhynchus masou masou (cherry salmon) is the source of this 2246-nucleotide messenger RNA. RefSeq names its product estrogen-related receptor gamma-like. The record is from RefSeq and is a predicted model, not a curated record. Gene Ontology annotation, molecular function: steroid binding; estrogen response element binding; nuclear receptor activity. NCBI's taxonomy places the organism in Eukaryota, Metazoa, Chordata, Actinopteri, Salmoniformes, Salmonidae. Gene Ontology annotation, biological process: regulation of transcription by RNA polymerase II; nuclear receptor-mediated steroid hormone signaling pathway. Gene Ontology annotation, cellular component: chromatin; nucleus. The transcript is spliced from 7 exons. Bases 94 to 1479 code for a protein of 461 amino acids.
UCUGUCACUAUCUCUAUACCGUUGGCUCCCAAACCAGGAUACUAGAAUACUAUUACUACCUUGACACAUCUCCUUGAGACUUUCUUCCUUGAUAUGGAUCUAAAGGGUUUUUGCCUGAGUGAAAACGUCAAUUUUCUCAGCCAGCACAACCACCUGUUGGUCUCCUCAAACACCGACGACGCUCCUUCACCAGAUGAUACAUGUAACAAGACGGAUCCCCCCAGCCCUACCUUCGCCCUGGACAGCACCACGCCAUUCAGUCCAAGCUCGGACAGCAGUGGAUACAGUUUAUUUUCACAGGGUCACUCGAUGGACCCGGAAUCCCCGAGUUCGAGCAGCAGUGGCAGCGUUGUCAGCGCAGCACCGGACACUAGCGGCACAACUAAGUUUUGGUCGGAGCGCAGUUUGGUGCUCUCGGCGCACGUUGACUCCAUCCUCAAAUGUGACUACUUAUCGUCUCUGCGCCCUGGACCUAAAAGGAUGUGCCUAGUUUGCGGCGACUUUGCAUCAGGAUAUCACUACGGAGUAGCGUCGUGUGAGGCAUGCAAGGCUUUCUUCAAGAGGACAAUUCAAGGUAACAUUGACUACAGCUGUCCUGUGAUGAACGAUUGUGAGAUCACCAAGCGUCGUAGGAAGUCGUGCCAAGCGUGCCGCUUCCAGAAGUGCCUGCGUGCCGGCAUGAUGAAGGAAGGUGUUCGCAUGGACCGAGUCAGAGGAGGACGUCAGAAGUACAAGAGAAGGGGGGACUCUGGCCUCUCUCUUUAUACGAAGGCCCCAGACACACACCCUGUCAAGUCCAACGGAAACAAAGUGAUCUCCCAGCUCCUCUUGACAGAGCCAGCCCCCCUGUGUGCCACGCCUGACAACUCAACCAAUGAUGACAACCUUAAAGCCCUGCUGACGCUGUGUGACCUCCUAAACAGGGAACUCCUGGUCAUGAUUGGCUGGGCAAAGCAUAUCCCAGGCUUCUCUGCCCUUUCAUUGGUGGACCAGAUGGCCCUGCUGCAGAGUGGUUGGAUGGAGACACUGGUCUUGUCAGUGGUGUUUCAGUCUCUGGGCUAUGGGGAGGAGCUGGUGUUUGCUGGGAACCUGCGUCUGGACCAGGCCCAGUGCAGAGCGGCAGGACUCUCUGACCUCUACACCGCCCUGAGACAGCUGACCACCAAGUACGAGCAGAUGAACCUGAGCCAAGAGGAGGUGGUCACUCUCAAGGCUAUGGCCCUCGCCAACUCCGAUGCAGAGAACCUGGAGAGUGUGGAGGCAGUGCAGCGGUUCCAGGACGGACUCCAUGAGGCCCUGCAGGAGUACGAGAGCUCCCAGCACACAGCAGAGCUCCACCGGGCAGGCAAGCUUCUCAUGACCCUUCCCCUGCUCCGGCAGACUGCCAACCGCGCCGUGGACACCUUCUGUAGACUCCACCUGGAGGGCCGCGUGCCCAUGCACAAACUCUUCCUGGAGAUGCUGGACGCCAAAAUAUGACUGUUCUACUACACCUAACCUCCCAUUGGCCCUCACAAACCUUAACCAGGUGCCCCAUUGUUGAGGGGUCAGAAGUUCAGGGCUUGUUGGUUCGCAGUUUUAUGACAAGUCAUGGUGUCAUGGAACAAGACUGACUUAUAAGUCAAGGGCUCUAUUCAAUCCGUGUCGCGGAAGUUCAACGUUAAAGUGUGAUUGAAAUGUAAAGGCAAUGUUCCCGCAUUAGCGGCGACUGCAUUCACUGGUAACUUUUGUCUAUGUCAGCUCAAUCGGAAAUGACCUUUACAAUGCUAUCGUGCAAUCUAUAACGCUUCAGCGAUAAAGACUGAAUAGUCCCAAGUAUAGCAUAUUUUUGAGGUACUUUUUCAGAGGAGAGUAUGUACAAAUGUUGUUUUUUUUAUAUCAUGGCGAUUUUCAAGCCAUGAUAUUCAGUCAAUAUGAAAGGAUGUUACUCAUGUGAAAACAUAAUAGCACUAUGGUUAUUGACGAUGCAUUCUGGUAGCUAGAGACCACAUAGCCAAAUGCCUCCAAGCAGUUAACCAGGCUGAACCAAACUAUUAGUACUGCUAUCAUUACAAACAGCACAUUCUUCUGACUUCCCUGCCUUACCAUACUGUACUAAGGUGUGACGCCAUUUUGUAUUUUAUUUAUGUAUUUAUUUAUUACAUGAUCGCUGUACAAAGACAUGAACUGCUUUCAUACUAGCACGUAUGCUUUUGAAUAAAAUGCUUUUGGAAUUAAAUGCGUUUAUAGUGUUACAGACAUUGCAG